Messenger RNA from Brienomyrus brachyistius, 1587 nucleotides. It is a transcript of the gene rpl7l1, whose product is annotated as ribosomal protein L7-like 1. Lineage: Eukaryota; Metazoa; Chordata; Actinopteri; Osteoglossiformes; Mormyridae. Gene Ontology annotation, cellular component: cytosolic large ribosomal subunit. Gene Ontology annotation, biological process: maturation of LSU-rRNA from tricistronic rRNA transcript (SSU-rRNA, 5.8S rRNA, LSU-rRNA). The record is from RefSeq and is a predicted model, not a curated record. Gene Ontology annotation, molecular function: RNA binding; structural constituent of ribosome. Bases 64 to 807 code for a protein of 247 amino acids. The transcript is spliced from 6 exons.
CUGUCGCUUUCCUUAGUAAAUACGUCACCAGUGUGCGACCUGAAGUUCGUGAAGUCCUCAAAAAUGGCGGAGUCAGACUUGAAAAAGAUUAUUAAGCUGGUUCCAGAGAAUCUUCUCAAGAGGAGGAAGGCUUACCAAGCGAUCAAAGCUACAGAAGCUAAGCUAGCGCUGCAGCAGAAGAGAAAGAUUCAGCGUGGUCGCCCUGUGAAGUUCAAGCGGUUGGAGGAGUUUUUGCAUGAGAGCAAGCAAAAACGCCGAGAUGACAUUCGCUUGAAGUUGGCCAGCCGCAUGAGGCCCCCAGCCCUGCCUCCUGCCAAGAACCGGCUGGCCUUCGUGGUCCGCAUCAAAGAGAUCAAAGGCACCAGUCUUGAAGUCAGGAAAGUUAUCCAGAUGUUUCGUCUGAGGAAGAUUUUCAGUGGCACCUUCGUUAAGAUAAGCAGGACUUCCUUGAGCAUGCUGAAGGCUGUGGAACCCUAUGUGGCCUGGGGAUUCCCCAACCUGAAGUCAGUACGUGAGCUGAUUUUGAAGAGAGGAAAGACCAGGAUUAACAAUAAGGAGACUCCUCUUACAGACAAUGCCAUUAUCGAGGAGCAUUUGGGGAAGUAUGGGAUCAUCUGCCUCGAAGACCUCAUCCAUGAGAUAUUCUCCACUGGGAAGAACUUUAGAGUGGUCAAUAACUACUUGUUGCCGUUCCCACUGUCUGUGGCACGACAUGCAGCGAGGGAUAAGGCUGGCUUGAUGCGUGAUAUAGGGAACUCAGGUGCCAGGGGUGAGGACAUCAACAAGAUCAUCAGACUGCUCAACUGAAGAAGCGGAAUUGUGACAUGUGACAUUGAAACAGCAAAUGCUUUUUUUGAAUUUCAUUUUAUAUCACUAUAGUGAUAGUCUGACAUCUGCAAGAAAAUUUACAGAAAAUAUUUUUAAACUUCAAGAACUGGGUAUUAUUUACCAACAAUGCCAGAGCCCCCAAAAAUGAGGUCAUGAACUCAUUCUGGCUUCUACAUCCAUGAUGGCUUUUCCAGUAUUUCUCUUGGCUGGUUCAGUCAGUGAUGGAAGUGGCUGUUUCAGUGGCUUCCUUGUUGCAUCAGGAAGAGGGUGUCUGGUUUUCCAGACCAGGUAGCAUGACUGGCAUGCGGCUCCCAGGCAGCCUCGGCCGGUUUGACGAGUUCUCAAGUUCUGCGCUCCGUUUUCCUCCAUGAGGAGUGCAGUUAGGAGGGAUAUGUAUACAAGCACAACGGAGGUGCUUAAUGCUUGGAUCUCCUGCAGUUUUCCUCAAGCACAUGUCUGAAGGUCUGAAUGUCCUGGGCAGAAUGCGGGGAGCCGGUAGACCUGCUGAUGUGGAACGUUUUGCAAGGUGUGACCAGAAAGCACCCAAACUGAAGGCAUGUGAAGAGCAGCAGACGUCACUUGUUUGUGAAUCCCAGCCCUCCUGCUCUUUUUUUUUUUUUUUGCAUCGAAGAACCUGACUUCUGAUUGGCUAUUUUUACGACCUCCCACUCUUGGCUUCAGAAGCAAAAAACUUAAAUUCCUGUAUUCUCUAUCAUUUUCUUUCUUAAAACUGUCAAUAAAGAAUUUGAUUAUCCUGCA